CAUUCUUGACACUGGGCAAAGCAGAGCACGUUGUUGCUGAAUUUAAUUGUAUUUACUUGUAGUUACAGUGAAUUUUUUAUUUGAUCGUGAAAUUAGAAUUAAUUUCUAAUAAUGUCUACCACUAGAAUAAAAAAGCCGGUAACGCGUCGAGGAAAACGAUUUCUAGAUGAACGGGAACCAAAAACAAUUGAAAAUCCUAAGAAAACUUUAAUAAUGGAAGGCAGAAAAUGCUCCAACGAAAUUCGACAAGCAUUAAAGGAUCUGUACUUGUUCAAAAAACCUCUAGCCAGUCUUAUGCGCCGGAACAACGACGUCACAUUAUUUGAAGAUGCUACUCCUCUUGAACAAUUAGCUAAAUCAAACGACUGUCAAUUGUUUAUGUUCGGGUCUUCCUCGAAAAAGCGUCCAAACAAUCUAAUAUUGGGUAGAAUCUACGACGAACAGGUACUAGAUAUGGUUGAAUUUGGCAUCAAAGAAUACAAAAGUCUGCAAGAUUUUAAGAAUGAAAAAGUUUCUGCUUUUGUGAAACCAGUUAUCGUAUUUAAUGGGUACAAAUGGAAGUUAACAGAAGAGCUACGUCGCCUUCGUAGUCUACUACUUGAUAUGUUCCACAUAGAUAAUGUAAAUUCCAUUCGAUUGCAAGGUUUAGAACAUGUAUUGAGUUUCACGAUUACAGAAGAUCUCACCAUACUAGUGCGCUCGUAUCGGAUUAUGUUGAAAAAGAGUGGACAGCGAACUCCCCGAAUCGAGUUGACUGAGAUGGGCCCGUCGAUGGAUCUAAUCAUUCGCCGUACAAAAAUAGCUUCGGAUGAUCUGUUUAAAACGGCGAUGAAGCAACCAGAAAUAUUGAAAGUUGCGAAAAGGAAAAAUGUUAGUCGUGAUGAGCUGGGUAAUGUUCACGGAAGAGUACACGUUGGAAAGCAGGAUAUCAAUAGCAUCCAGACAAGAAAGAUGAAGGGCUUGAAAAAAACCGCAGAAGAAAAGAAAACUGGUCGUGCUGCAAAAAAACGUCGUAUGGCCAGUGGAUCGGAUGAUGGAACAUCCGAUCGGGAGAACCAUUACAGCGACGCUGCUUCUGGAAACAGUGCAAAUAAUAGUGACAUAGAUUCAAACGACGAGUGAUUCAAUGAAAUAAAACAAAUAUAUCUGCAUUUGUUUUAUUUUUAGUUUUACUUAAGGGAGACACUAUGAAACGUUAGAAAAAAUGGUAAAUUAUGUUUUUAUCGGAGUGCAGAAUAGGGGUGUAUAUCGUCG
Malaya genurostris is the source of this 1254-nucleotide messenger RNA. RefSeq names its product ribosome production factor 2 homolog (gene Non3). The transcript has 3 exons. Lineage: Eukaryota; Metazoa; Arthropoda; Insecta; Diptera; Culicidae. Bases 112 to 1122 code for a protein of 336 amino acids. The record is from RefSeq and is a predicted model, not a curated record. Gene Ontology annotation, cellular component: nucleolus. Gene Ontology annotation, biological process: ribosomal large subunit assembly; maturation of LSU-rRNA from tricistronic rRNA transcript (SSU-rRNA, 5.8S rRNA, LSU-rRNA). Gene Ontology annotation, molecular function: rRNA binding.